This is a messenger RNA of Physella acuta, 4132 nucleotides long. RefSeq names its product trichohyalin-like. NCBI's taxonomy places the organism in Eukaryota, Metazoa, Mollusca, Gastropoda, Physidae. The record is from RefSeq and is a predicted model, not a curated record.
GUUUAUUAUGGGAACCAUAAACAUGGCUUCCAAACAUCAUGCUGAUAUCUGUUGUUCUUUUAUUGGAUGUUUUUAAUUCGACAUAUCAGCAACCAUAGGCCAGUCAGCGACCUCAAUGGCACGCCCUCUUGACCCUGAGCUUCUAAGUUUCCUUCAGACACUAGUUGCUGAGUCAUCAGGGCCGCAGCAUGAAAGAACAGACAGCGACAAAGAAAAUGGUGCUGGGCCUUCUGAAACCAAUGAAGAAAUAACAGCACCAAAUGCAGACACCCACCAUAGAAAUUUGAACGAAGGCAGUAGGUUAAAACCUGAGAUACAAAUUAGCAAGUUCAGAGGUCAAGAUAUGGACAGUGCAGAAGAUUUACGUGAAGAAAAUAAUAACGAAGUAGACGAUGAUGGGAAAGGAAAGUCGAAGAAAAUUUUAAAGAAGAAAAAGAAACAACUUAGUAAAAGAAAACCUCGCCCAGCUCCGAGCCUUCCUGUAGGGGGAGGGUCAAGUCAAAGCCCAGCCUUAAAAGAUGAUCUCACGACGUCACAUCACAAAACUGGCCAUGGAUCUGUAGGUGACCGUAUUUCACAUCAGAGAAAAAGCCGCAGCCCAGACCAAAGGAAACAUAGCCCUAGAUACGACCACAACACACAGCUAAAAAAUAGACAAGGUUCAGACUUAAAACAUGACCAUAGUCAAAAACAGAGAGAUAGCCAUGGCCCAGAUCAAAGAGAUGACCAUAGCUCACAUAGAACAAAUAGCCAUAGUCAAAAACAUAGAGAUGGCCAAGGAUUAGAACUAAAAAAUGGCCAUGGCCCAGACCAAAGAGAUGACCACAGCUUUGACCAAACAGAUGACCAGAGUUCAAUGCAGGACACAAUGAGUGACACUAACCCAACCAGCAGAAAGAAGUUAAGUCGUAGGAAGCAAAUCACGCGGCCACAUUGUGCAGGUCCUGAGCCAAAAGGAGAUGUUUUAGUACAGAAAUACCAGGAGCUGCACCAGCUGAUGAUUACACCCCUAGUUCAUACGUCAAACACACACAAGUUGAGUACGGAACAGCUGCAACGUAUGUACGCGACCAAUCAGCUCUACACUGCCUGCACCAGUGAUUCUAAGAGAAAAGUCUUCGUUGAAUUGACACAGGACAACACAGAUGGGGGUUACAGCCCAAUGAGGAAUGCACAAGUACUCAGCUACGCCACUGAUGCACGCAGGCCUCAGUCAGCCCACAGACCUCAGUCAGCCCACAGACCACAAACAUCCCAGAGACCACAGACAGCCAGGAGGAGGCCACUCUCAGCUGUUCCACACAGGAAGUUGUCCCAUAGCAACACUGAACAUCAUGUAAACAAACAUAGGGCACCUAGUAACGAAAAUUUGCAUGUUGAAAAAAAAGAUAAAAAUAAUAGAAGAAAUAGUAAUAUCAGUAAUGUUAGUGGAGAUGAUACAGAUCAUGGAACACAGGAGCAGAAGAGAAGUAGAAGCCACUCACCGAAACUCACCGAUACACACCUGAAAAACAGCACAAACCCAGAGCUUAAAAAAUGGCUGAAAAUGAAAGAGAAGGAACUGCGGAAGAAAAAGUAUGAAGAAAGGAAGAAAGCGAAGGAGGAGAGAUUGAAAAAACAGGAAGAAGAGAAGGCAAGGCAAGAACAGUUUAAAGAUUCGGGGAAGGUGGUGGAAGAAUGGAUGAUAAAAAAACGAAAAGAAGCAUUGCAACACGCAAAAGAGGAAAGAAAAAGACAGAAGGAAGAAGAAAAAUACUUAGCUGAAAGGAAUUCAGGUAAAGUGCGACCAGUAUCUGCCCCUAAUUUUAACAUGGUUGUACGUCCCGAGUCUUCAAGGGAGAUAACUCACAAUGAAGACAGGGCCAUAACACCAAGACCGCCUCCCACUAAAUUUGUUUACAAGCGUCCAGUCACCGGCAGAGUCCGACUGAUGAAACUUCAACAGGAAAAGAAAGAUGACGCCAAGAAAUCAGAGCUGCAAGCGAAACUCUUUGAAAAAAAAUUAGCGGAGGAGAAAUCGAAAAAAAUGAGAGUGUCGUAUGACCAGUGGCUGCUUAAGAAAAGAGAAGAGGAUUAUGCUAAAAGACAAGAAGCUGCUAGACUACGAGCUCUGGCUAAAUCGGAUCCGGAACUAGAGAGGAUUAUGCCUGAAUUAGCUAAGAAACGGAUUGAAAACAUUCAACGAGGCAAGAAGAGAAUCGACACAGGUAUAAGAAGAUUAGACGAGCGGCUUAACAAGUCAUUUGGUGGAGGGAGCUUCCUCUUGGAUGAGGAAGUUGAUGCCAGCAAUAAGUUAAAGAUCUCCGGCAGCAAGACUAACUUGUCAAGUCGUCCGACAAGCGCGCGGCCAGACAUCGGUCCGACAAUGUCCAAAUCUCCUCGCAGACCCAUCUCAGCUAAUCCUAAUCUUCACAAAGCUGUUGCCACUAAUCCUAACAACAUACCUAUCGCCAAUAAUGCUAAUCCUUAUAAAGUGCCUUUCCCCCCGGAGGAAGGUGCACCCAAGCAUGUUUUAGCCAAACAGUCGAAAUUGUUCGCCCCUUAUCUGAGUAGUUCUUCUUCCAGCAGUAAAGAAUCUGAUUCAAUUUCUAUGCAAGAGUCUUUAAAACCUGAAGAAAUGACACCACGACACAACAACAACGAAGCUACUACAUCAACCACGCCUAACUUCAAGACAGAAGAGGUAGUUGAUUCAAGUCAAGACGCUGAAGAUCUUGUGGAAGUGACGGAAAGUCUGGAGUACUUUGAUGAAACUGACUCGGAAGAUGACGGCUCUGAACGUUCCAGCUCAGACUCAGCUGAACGGGGAAGCAAGGCAGACCUGCAAGCUUCUCUAGAGGAUGAGGUUCUGUUUCAGGAAGAAAGGGCACUGUCACAAGAUUUGGGAUCAUCUCAAGAUAAAAGGGCACGGUCACCAGAAGACACGGUGUCAUUUCAAGAAGGAAGGGCAUUGUCACCAGAACACCUAGUAUCAUCUCAAGAUGGAAGGGCAUUGUCACCAGAACACCUAGUAUCAUCUCAAGAUGAAAGGGCAUUGUCACCAGAAGACCUAGUAUCUCAAGAUGAAAGGGCAUUCUCACCAGAAGACCUAGUAUCGUCUCAAGAAGGAAGGGCACCAACCCUAUCAGACCAAACACCACUUCAAGAAGAGAGGCCACCAUCUGAUUUAGACGAGGUACUAUCUCAAGAAGAAAGCGCAACAUCAAAAGAAAUAACGGAGCAGCCACAGGAAGACUUUGUACAAGAGGAUGACCAACCACAAAGUCCAACAGACCACAAAUCAACGGAAGAAAUUCAAAACAUUCUCAAACUAAACCUUGACUACAUUGAAGACAAGAGAAGACAGCUAGACCAAGAAUUAGACUCCUACCUAGACAACUCAAGACAGUUUGACAAAGACCUAGACUACACAAGACAGCACGAAGACCAACUCACUGAAGGACAGCAGGACCUGUCUGAACAAGAGGACAGAUCAAAUCUGUCCGAAUCAAAACACAUCAGCAAACAUGUCUCCUUCCAAGAAGAGCCUGUCAUUUACGAAGCUGCCGAUAAUGAAGAGGAAGACGUAGAAGAAAAUAAUGACGUUGAGGAUAAUAACUUACCCACACGAGAUAGCUUAGAGGAUGAUUUUUAAUGGUAUAUUAAAUGAUUUAAUUGAUUUUUGUGAAAGUAUAAGAGCGCUUCUGAUGAAGAGAACUUGAAGAUGUAUUUUGUUCAAAAAUCGAAGCAACAAAUAGGAUUUAAAUGUGGUUUUUUUUUUUUAAAUAAAUAUAUACAACAGAGUGAUUUUUAAAAAAAAACAUUUUUUAUAAUUUGCUUUUACUAUCCUGUUUCUGUGCAAUAGUUCUUAACAUUUUAUAAAACAUUUAACUUCGGAACUAUAAUAAACAAAUGUAGAAUCUUGGUGAAUUCGACAAUUUUUAUAAACUAGAAAUUGUUGUUAACAUUAAAACCGUAUGGUGUCAGUUGAUGUAUAAAUGUAUGUCAUUUGUUUCUUAAUUUUUCAUGGCAUUGUAUUUUUUUAAUAUAUAUGCUUUCUUAAGAUAUGCAAGGAAACACAAUGCAAAAAAUGUGUUUGAAGAAAAAAAUUUAACAUUUGAGACACCUUAUACUAGAAAAUUUUAAACCUUUA